Talaromyces proteolyticus is the source of this 1079-nucleotide messenger RNA. RefSeq names its product acyl-CoA N-acyltransferase. The record is from RefSeq and is a predicted model, not a curated record. Bases 181 to 1008 code for a protein of 275 amino acids. Lineage: Eukaryota; Fungi; Ascomycota; Eurotiomycetes; Eurotiales; Trichocomaceae. The transcript has 2 exons. Gene Ontology annotation, molecular function: histone H2A acetyltransferase activity; histone H4 acetyltransferase activity; protein N-terminal-serine acetyltransferase activity. Gene Ontology annotation, cellular component: nucleus.
UACUAGGCGCAGGCCGUAUCUUAUCUAACUGUGCUUAUCUUAUCGCUAGCAAUUUUCUCUUUCAUGUGACUUCCAACAUUGUCAGUAGCGCAGCACGGGCUGGGUCAAUCGAUUUCAAUCAAUGAAUCAUGAUUGAUGCUCACUGACCCAAACUCUUAGUCCCAUACAAGUCCUGAAAACAUGUCGUCCACAAAGGACAGUCGGGUGAAGAGACCGGCCUCUCGUAGCCCUUCCCGCUCUGGCUCCGGACUACGGCUUUCAAAACAUCACCGCGAGCGAGUAGCCAAGGAAGCCGCUCAGAAACAAGCCAACGACCUUCACCUCGUCGAACGCACUAAUGCCCUCUCUCUCCAAGAUUUCAUAGCCAACUUCAUCGAUCCAGUAGCCCUCCAGAUACGCACAACGACAGCCCUCGCCAAGGAUAGCACAACGGAAUACCAAGCCCAAAUACACACCGCAAACACUAUCCCCGAACCAGACUUCGAGGGCUGUUUUGCACUGAUCGAACAGACCUCAUCGGCCGAUUACUCCGCGUCGUCGAUAGGAUGGUCGCCGUCCAAGAAGAGGAAGGAAAUGCGGUUACCGGAUAUGCGCUACAUGGUUUUGCGGUCAACAGAAGACUGGGGAGAAGCAUCCGCCGGACACAGCCAGACGGAGACUAGGGAGGAAGGCGUCCGACAGCGAACGCCGCCGGUGGCAGGGUUUCUGUCCUUUAUGACGACGUAUGAGGACGGGAAGGAGGUCUUGUAUUGUUACGAGGUUCAUGUGAAUCCGGCGUUGCAGGGACAAGGGCUUGGGGCGCAGGUGAUGCGUUUGUUUGAGGAGAUUGGUAGCAGGAUUGGCUUGGAGAAGACUAUGUUGACUGUCUUCACAGCUAAUGCGGCUGCGGUGAGGUUUUAUGAACGGUUGGGGUAUGCGGUCGAUGAGUACUCGCCUGGACCGAGGAAGUUGCGGAAUGGCACUGUGAAGGAGCCUGACUAUUUGAUUUUAUCUAAGGCGCUGAGGUAGAUUUAUCUUUCGGCAUGGUGUACGCUUUUCGUUUAGAUUUAGAUUGGAUGAUAGAAUCUUCUAUAGUUACG